UAGCGAGUAGUGAACUAUCCGUGCACGCUCCGCGUGUAGCACAUUAGUACACCAAACUUGGAGUCUAUUCGAAUGGAGUAAGCAUGGCGGGCCGAAAUGGAAUAACUUUCUGGCUGGUUUUCACCACUUUUGGGAUUUAUAUAUGCCCGAGUUUGGCUAGAGAAGUUACACUGUACGAUAGCACAAGAUUUUCUGGCUUAGGAUGGACAACGUAUCCAGAGCCACCUGGGGACGAGACAUACACAGGGUGGGCAGAACAGGGAGAAAGCUACAGUCGUUAUUACAGUGUCUGUCAAGUCCGCAAUCCACAUGCCAGUGAUGGCUCCUGGCUACGGAUGCCAUACAUCCCCCGUCGCCUUGGCAACCGCAUCAGUGUGGAGAUUGAGUUUACCAUGAACUCUUGCACGGGCAUCGAUGAUGCCCACCAGUGCAAGGAGACGUUUGAGCUGUUCUACUACGAGGCGUCCAACAGCGACCCCGAGAACCAGCCGCCCUGGACCACGCCUCCGUACACCCGCAUCAAGCGCAUUGCGGCCGAGAUCCGCUUUUCGGAGACGGACGGGGGUGACGUUGGCGGGCCCCAGACCAACCUGGCCGUGGAGGAGUUUGCCACGACGGCGAAUGGCUUCUACCUUGCCUUCCGCGACACAGGCGCCUGUAUGGCCAUUGUGCGUGUGCGCGUCUACUACGUGGUCUGCGCCGCCAAGACGGAGAAUUUCGCCAUGUUCCCCGAGACGGUGACCGGUGCCGACCUCGUGUCACUGGUGGAGGUGGACGGGGUCUGCGUGACCCACGCCGAGCAGAUCGGCGACCUGCCCAUUGUGGCCCGCUGCCAGAUAUUCGGCAUGUGGACAGCCUUCCAGGGAAUGUGCGGCUGCUCGCCUGGAUUCGAAGCUGACAGCCAGACUUGUCGAGCGUGCAUUGUCGGGACGUACAAGGCUGGCGUGGGACCCGACCGUUGCAGCCCCUGCCCGGCCAAGAGCCACGCCGACCACAACUCCACGCGGCAGUGCACCUGUAUACCCGACUUCUUCCGUGUGCCCGAGGAAGGCCCGGAGGUCGCCUGCACCGGUCCCCCCUCUGCACCCAGAGAUGCCCAAGCCACAGUGGAUAACAAGUCCUCGGUGGUCACCUUGACCUGGCAGCCGCCGGCCGACAACGGUGGUCGGACGGACCUUCACUACUGGGUGGAGUGCCCGCUCUGCCCGCCUGACACGGAGUACUCGCCCCGCCAGCGCGACCUGCCGGGGCUGGAGGUCAACGUCAGCCGGCUGGCCUCGCAUACCACCUACGAGUUUGUCGUCUAUGCCGGGAAUGGCGUGUCGCAGCAGAGCAUCAACGGCGGCGCCAAGCCACAGGGAGUGGUGGUCAACGCAACGACAUUCUCCUCAGUUCCCUCGGCAGUCCGCGCAGUCACCGUGGACAAGGAGGCCUCCAGCGAGACCUCUGUGGCGCUGACCUGGCGGCCCCCUAUGUUCCCCAACGGCCAGAUCCUGACCUACCAGGUGCGGUACCGGACCACGGUGGAGACGGUGGACCAGAGCAAGUACCACUACCAGAAGGCGGUGGCUGGCGAGGUGCAGAGCACCGUCAUCAUGGGCCUGGAGGCCGGCAAGGACUACGUCUUUGCUAUCGCUGCUACCACUAAAGAUGGCGUAGGAGAGUACAGCACACCGAUUCAAACAACCACAGGCGGUGGGCCAAAGAGUCAGAUGUACAACACGGCCAUCAUUGCCGGAGCUGUGGCAGCCUUCUUUAUCAUCAUGGUUCUAGUGGCCAUCGUCAUAUUCCUGCUGAUUUGCUGGAGAAGGCGUUUCAUGUACAACCUUCGGCGAGAUAUGGCGGACAUUAAGUACAGUUCCAUUAGGAAAAAGGAGGUUCCACCUAUAGCCAACGGCAUGAUUUAUUCGAAUGGCCCUAAUGGAGAAGCUGUGAUCCUGCCCCACGUUGGCAAGGUCCGUACCUACAUUGACCCCUUUACCUACGAGGAUCCUGUCCAAGCUGUGCGGGAGUUCGCAACAGAGAUCGACGCGAGCUGCAUCCGCAUUUUGGACGUCAUUGGCGGAGGCGAAUUCGGCGAUGUCUGCUCGGGCCUGAUGCUGAUGCCAGACAAGUCCACCCGCAAGGUGGCUGUCAAGACCCUCAAGACGGGCGCCUCGGACAAGGACCGGGCUGACUUCCUGUCGGAGGCCUCCAUCAUGGGCCAGUUUGACGACCCCAACGUCAUCGAGCUGCUGGGGGUGGUGACCCGCACCCGGCCGGCCAUGAUCGUCACCGAGUACAUGGAGAACCGCUCCCUGGACACCUUCCUGAAGGAGAACGACGGCAAAUUCUCCGUACCCCAGCUGAUCAGCAUGAUGCGCGGCAUCGCCUCGGGCAUGCGCUACCUCUCGGAGAUGAACUUUGUCCACCGUGACCUGGCUGCCCGAAACAUCCUGGUCAGUAGCACGCUGGUCUGCAAGGUGGCCGACUUCGGCCUCUCGCGGAGGAAGCAUGAAGGCGCCUACGAAACCAAGGGAGGUAAGAUCCCCAUCCGAUGGACGGCCCCGGAAGCCAUCGCUUUCAAGAAGUUCACCUCGGCCAGCGACGUCUGGAGCUACGGUGUGGUCAUGUGGGAGAUCAUGUCCUACGGAGAGCGACCCUACUGGAAUUGGCCCAACCAAGAUGUGAUCCGUGCCGUUGACAAGGGCUACCGUCUGCCUCCCCCCAUGGACUGUCCCGAGGCGCUUCACCAGCUCAUGCUGGACUGUUGGCAGAAGGACCGCAACCAUCGCCCCACCUUCUCCACCAUCGUCUCCACCCUGGACCGCCUGACCAGGAACCCCCAUGCCCUGCGGCCGUUGGCCAAGGCCGAGGUCAACCAGAUAAACAACAGCGCCACUGAUGUCAGCCAGCUCCGCUCUGUCACGGACUGGCUGGAGAGCAUCAAGAUGGGCCGCUACAAGGACACCUUCUCCCAGGCUGGCUACGUGCGGCUGGAGGACAUCGCCCGCAUCUCCCAGGGCGACCUGCCCCGCCUGGGCGUCAACCUGGUUGGCCACCAGAAGAAAAUCAUGAAGAGCAUCCAGGCCAUCCGCUCCCACCUGGAGCAGUCGGAGGAGACGCUAGUAUAGAGUCUGGAGGAGAGACUAAGCCACCUUUGUAGAUAUCUUUAGGUUUUUUCUGCCGGUGUGAGAGACUAGUGUCAUUUGCAGCCUUGUAUUUUUUUUUUCUGGCUGCCAAAAAUGGGUUGAGGCUGUAAGCUUGUUUUUGUAAACUUUGGAAAAAAACUGUUGAAUAAUGUCACGGCUCGCUGUAAUUUAAAAAGACAGGUACCUAACAAAAGGAGCCCUCAUCUAUGUACAUUGCAAAAUUUUCACUACGGCAAGGAUGUCCAAGCUAGAUAUAACGUCUGAAGUUCAACCACGUAGCUUUCAAUGAGAACACAAGACGUCACAAGGAAUCUUUGCAGUGUAACAAACUGUGUGAGAGAUGUUACUUAUCCGGUGGCCAUUCAGUGAGUGACUUGCUCCAGGACAGAAAAAUUAUUCAGUGAACAGACACUGCUUGAGGCCAACCUGGCCAGUGGCCGGUGACAAGUGGCCCAUGGCCUUUGCUCAGUGGGUUGUGACCAGUACCUGGAUAUGCAACAGCUCUGCUGUUGAACCUGUGACCUACAGGCCAUGCCGAGGACAGUUUCCCACUGAUUGGGGUUUCAGUGAAUCAUCGGUAGACGGUACAACCUACUGGCGAGCUGGCCCCACCAGAAAGUCUUGUGUUAAUGGUGAUGGCAGACUGCAUGGCUUGAAGCCAAUCUGACAAGACAGCUGGCUACCUCAGUAGCCUACAACGUUGAUAUUGGCCUUAAUGACUGCAACAAUCCACAGUCCAGCCUUCUUCCCGGUCAGACUAUCAGAAAACAGACUAGAUGACCCUGGCUGGCGGGAUUGAGACCGUCAGCUCAGAAUCACCGACGUUCAACGCUCCCUACAAAUAGCUGCGCAUCUCCAAAACUUCUUUUUUGAGUCUUGAGGCCAACUUACCAGCCACUUUACUGGCCAGCAUGAUACCCAGACAGCCUCACCGCUUGAUCCAUCAAACCCUAGAAACGGCUGAGCCACAGUUGUUCCUCACAGACAGACUUGCAGAGUGCCUGCUGCAGCAGGCGAAAUCUUGCGUGGAAAUUAGCCACCAAGUUACCGGCUGGAACUGUGACAAGUGGCCAGUCCACUGGCCAGUGACCAGGAGGUUGGUGCGCGCCCGUCAACUGUGGUGCUUUUGCAUGCACAGAAGGAGUGGGACAGUCACAGGCCUAGUGUUAGCUUAUACAUUGCCCGAGUAGUGUAGCAGUCUUUGCACCCAAAAAUACCCGCCUUCUUGUGACGAGUCAAGGUUCUAGACUGAUGGCUGCUAUCCUUCUGAACCCUGUCAAAGUGUUGGCGGUGUAAGUAGCGUCACUGAUACACAGGCCACAAUUGUUUCUGGCCGUCAGCAUGUUUUGAAAUUAAAGUGCAUGCUAGUUAACACCUGGAUGAAAACUAUUGCCAAAUGUCACAUUGAGUUUGGCUGUAUAUCUGUAAAAAACAACAAAAUUAAAAAACAGAAAUUGCUGAAUCACAAAAACUUAUUUUCUUCUGUGUCAAAAAGAGAGAAGGGGUAAAGCCACAAACGGUAAUGACAAAAACAUAUUUUUUUGAAUCUUGAAAAUGUCACAAGUGACUGAGUAAAGUUCCAUGUUCACUGAAGAAACGCCAUUUUGUGAUGACUGGAGAUAAAUAUUUUUGGGGAAUCGUUUAACUUAUAAAAGGAAGAAAAAACUCAGCUGAACGACAAGAAUGUAUAAUUCGUUUUCAAUUUUAGUUCUGUUAGCAUUUUUAAGUAUUGCUCAUGUAAAUAAAAGUUUGAGGCACUGUGUCCAGGGUAUGUAAGGAAGUGUAUGCACUUUGAAAACAUUUGUUACAGCCAGAAAUGGGAAAAUGUUUACCGCCGUCUUGUUUUUUAAUGACGGAAAUGGCAAAUCCAGGUGAUAGGUUGAUGGGGUAAUGUUCCUCCGAACUGCCCCUGUAUCCAGCAAAUUUAGCUGAAGUGAGAAAACGUCAGGUCUUUUUUUGGCAAAUCAGUAUAUUUGAGGAGGUGGUCACUUCAUAUUUUCCCAAGGACUUGUCUCUGCCCAUUGCUAUUUUAUAAAAAAAGAAGAAAAAAAAGAAAGAAUUAAAAAAAAAGUAAAAUUGCCCAAAAAAAUCAUCAAAAAAGAAAUAUCUGAUUUGAAGGUACUAGCAGACAAUCAUUCUGUAACAUAGACAAUCAAAUUAUAUCAUUUUAUUGUUUAAUUUCAAUGGUGGUGGGAGAACAGUUAAGUUGCAUAGAAAAAUUAUCAGUUUUGAAUCUCAAGUUUUUCAGUAAAUUUGGGUCCGCUUUCAUAAUUGGUGCGUUCUGUCAUAUUGUACAUGUUUAUGUAACCCUCACAAGAUAUAUAAUCAGAACGUGUGUGAUUUCAUCUGUUGAGACAAUCGUGUUUUGUACCGACAAAAAAGUUUUGUCUUUAUAACCAUCUUGAUUUUUUUUUUGCCAAGCAGUUAAAUACUACCAUAACCUCAAGACCAGAUUAUGGGAUGUGUGGUCUUUUUGGUGUUUGAGUUUUUUCCGUGAUUUCAAGCACAUAAUGCAACUGGUUCAAUUUUCAUUGAGGUUUGUCUGGAGGGGGAAAAAAAAAACAAGUUGGAGAUGAUUGCAGGAAAAAAAUGUGAGCUCCAAAAGUGAAAAAAAGGUUUUUUUUAAGUCCUUGAUUCUACUCUGAACAGUACUUUGUUUUGCAGUAAUUGGCACUGUGCCAAUAAUUGUUUUUGCAUUUUUGAAAAAAAAUAAUUUGUUAGACUUUGAAGUAUGCCAUGUCUUCUUGAUUUGAAAUGAAAAGAAAAUUGAAAUAAGAUCCGAUUUUUACAGCUAGACUCUUAGAUAAUUUUUUACUCCUUUCGUUUUUAAUCUCUACAAGCCUAACUGAUUCCGUUUUUUUAAAAAUAAGCUCUUCUCAUGAACUUUAUUUUUAAGUUAAGUUGCCCGACCAAAGUCCCUCCAAAAGUGGAGUAUAUUUUGUACAUAACUGAAUACACCGUACUUUUCAACAAGUGGUUAUAAUUAGCCUUGAUUUAUUCAUCCUAAAUUCAGUCUUUUUUGUUGUUAAACCUCUUGAUAAAUAAUUAACUCAGUUUAACAACUGCUUCUCUGCUAGCCUAACCUAGAGUUAGAUUUUAGAAAAUGUUUUGAGUUGACUGGUUUUAAAAGAAAACUGACUAUCCUCUGACCUGUCUGAAUUGUUUCAUAACAUGCCGAGUUGUUUCUGUAAGUCAUGGGCGACUGCAGGGUGUUGAAAGACAAAUUCUCGUCAUGUUUGGCCAAACCGCUUAGCAACUAAUUCGAUAUGCUUGUGUGAAGUCCUACCACCUGUUUUACUCUGCCCGUGUCUGGCAUUUUUAGAGUAUGUUUGUCCACGCUUGUGUAUCGUCCGAGCUUGGAGAUGUAAUUGGGUUGUAUCGUGGGAUCAUUGCUGACAUAAAUGACAGGUUCAAAGGGGUUGGAAGUUUGUAUUAAUUGUAACGUGUUACUCAGUUGCAUCAGAUGAACUGUACAAUGGUUUCUGUAAAGAAUUAAGAUUUGUAAAUAAUAUAUUAACCACUUGUGUUUUUCACUAAAACAAAAGCUCUGUAAUUACGUCAUGAGAUCUGCUGACUUUUGAGGUCUUUGUUAAGCUGUUGGAUUUUUCUGGUUGUUAAUGGGAUAUAAACAUUACUGCUCAGAUUAACAUUGGUGUGUUGGAGAUUUAACCUUUGUUGACGUAUUUAUUAUGUGCCUAAAUAUUUGUUGGCAAAGAAAAAAAGAAAAACAAAUUGAAAAUUAUUGAGAGCAUGUUUUGUGAUGUAAAUAUCGGCAGAAGUGCAUUCCAGAAACAGGAAGGGGGAAGGUAGAAACGUCUCGCUGCUUGUGAUUUGAAACAAAAGAAUAGCUGUAAAUUUGCCCACCAGCGUUUAAAAAAAAAAAGGUGUUCGGUAGCAAAUUUGUGUAUGUUUUUCAGUUGUAUGUUAACUAAUUGUCUGUGAAGAGCGCCAUCUAUUGGUGUAUGAAGGCCACUCGAAUCCAGAGAUAUACUCUGUUAAUACUUUUUUGUUUAAUUCCAGUACAUCAUUGUAACUUUCUGUCUUUCAGAAGAGUGAGUGGUCACAAUUUUUAGGGGAAAGCCAGUUUGAAAAUAAUUGAUUCCCAACCUUUAUGCGUAGUGUGACCUGAUAGUGGGAAAAAUGAAGAGAGACAGAACCUUAAUAUAGUUACGUUACUUUUUGGUUUGUCCCCCGAAAUUCACCUGACACCCGUCUCGUUUAGAUUCUUAAAUGGUUGAAAAUUCUCACCAUUACUAAGUGCACAAUGGAUCCAUUAUUGCUGUUGUAAUUCGCUGUGUCUCAGCUGUUGUGAGCAGUACUAUUGCGAUCUCAGUACUUGAAUAAUGUCCUGUGUGGAAUUCCCAACAGGAGUGCAUGUAAAAAAAAAAAGCAAAGCUUGUGUUGAGGAUCGAUGAUAUCCCAAAUUUGCCCUGAACUUUUCUGCGGUGCCAUUUUUGUAAUGCCACAGUCCAUUGCAUUUGAUCGUCGAGAUCAAUUUGUGUCUUGGCACCUUGGUCAAAAUCUAAGAAGAUACGUCUUGAAAAUCUUUACAGUAACUGUGAUUAGACUACAAAUUGUACCUCAAUGCCACAUACCAUUGACGAUGAGUUUAGCAAAAUUAAACUAUGAUAUGAGAGUUAAUGUAUUUGUAGGUAUUUUGCUCAGCUGAGUUGAAUCCAUUCUCUUUCCGCAUGUCAUAUCCAGAAAUGUGAGUAUUGAAAUAAUAAUAUUGAUUGGUUUUGGGGGUUAUUUCAGUUUGUUUUGUUUUAUAGGUUUGUAUUUUUGUCAACGCGCGGGUCCCUUGCAUGAGGGAAGUGCUCUUCAGGCAUUUUGUAAUGUACUGCGUUGGAAGCUAGUUCCACCUCUCUGUAGAGUUUUCCUCCUGAGCUAACUGCAAUUGGAAAAUGUAUGCAAAUAAAAUUUUCGUAAUGAAAAUGAAA
Molecule: messenger RNA, 8071 nt
Organism: Acanthaster planci (crown-of-thorns starfish)
Lineage: Eukaryota; Metazoa; Echinodermata; Asteroidea; Valvatida; Acanthasteridae
Product: ephrin type-A receptor 4-A-like
Biological process (GO): axon guidance; protein phosphorylation; ephrin receptor signaling pathway
Cellular component (GO): plasma membrane; dendrite
Molecular function (GO): protein binding; transmembrane-ephrin receptor activity; ATP binding
Source: RefSeq, a predicted model, not a curated record